UGAACUUUAUUUUAGUCUUAUUUUCGAACUUAAUCACAAAACGCGUACUCAACGUCGCACGAAAUGAAAGUCGACCAGUUCGGCGAUGAUCACCACUUUUUAUUAAGCUGCGGUUAUCGUAUAUCGUGAAGUAAUUGAAACAUAUUGUUGAUCCUUCGAAGUUGAGCUAAUGAAAUGAAAUUGUUGAAAAUUCAGAUGAUGCAGGAUCCUUACCGAAGCCCUUCGAAGCAUUGUUCCUGCGAGAAUCAGAAAACUUUUUUUGUCAAUAACAAGCAUCGAAAUAUGUCGUUCCAACUGCAACUUGAUCCAGAAUUACAAAAGCUGAUAGAAGAUUUCACAUCCGUGCGUCAGAGGUUCUCAGAUCUAGCGAGCUCAUUUGCGCAACAACAGGCACUGUUGGCCUCACAACAGGAAGAGUUGAAAAAUGCCAACCAGUUGGUAUCGAGCUUGAAGCACACAGAGAAUGAAAAUUAUAGAUUAAAAAAAUCAUAUGAGCAGCUGAAACGUGAUUACGAGCUCCUCUAUUCAUCAUCAGGGAAACACAGGGACGAAGUCCAUGCAGAGAAUAAAAAACAUGUUAAGGAAUUAGAAGAAGAACUGAAACUAGCGAGAGCCAAGUAUUCGGCGCAGGCCGAGUCCCAUCAAAGAAGUGUUGCUCAAAUCAUUGCCGACUACGAAGCCAAACUGCGAGAUGCAAACGACAAGAUACGUCAGCAUUCAAUGUCUAAGGGUAUCAGAGAUACCGGAACUCCGAAAACUGCAGGCCAUGAGGAGAACAUAAUCCCGAUAUUUCAGAAUAUCUCAUCUCAAGCUCCCAGCAAUAAUAAGUGGCCAAAACUACAGGUGAAAAUUACUCCACGAGGAGGCUCUACGAGGAGAGGGAGAGGGAGAGGAAGGGGUACUGCGUCAAAAAGAAAGCUUUACACGGUGAACGAUGACAACGACGUCGAUAUGAUCUGAAUCGUGCGUUGGAAAAUCAAAGACCACCUUCGACAUGAACUCACAUUCUCUUGAUGAUUAAAGUUAUAUUUAUCUAUGAUACAUAAAUCUUGUGCAAAACUAUAUUCGCACUCCUAGUAAUGCAGCUCUAUAAUAUUAAACUUUAGAGAUAUUCUUUCGAUCAGAAUAUCUGCAGUCAUUUUGAAGGUACCCCAACGGCGUAAGCUAUUCUACUCGAAAAAUUUCCGUCAAUUCUUCAUUUUACGAUGCAGCGAGUUCCAGCUUUUGGCAUAAUCGAUUCUAAGGUGACCAUAAGUAUUUAAUCCCAGUUGUUUUGUCGAUGAUGAUUUUGCUACCUUUGCCAAUUCAAUUUCCUGCAGUGAUCCGUGGAAAGGACAGGGACACUCUUCCCUAGAAAACGUAAAAAUU
Messenger RNA from Athalia rosae (coleseed sawfly), 1368 nucleotides. RefSeq lists its product as uncharacterized. The record is from RefSeq and is a predicted model, not a curated record. The coding region runs from base 175 to 960 and encodes 261 amino acids. NCBI's taxonomy places the organism in Eukaryota, Metazoa, Arthropoda, Insecta, Hymenoptera, Athaliidae. The transcript is spliced from 6 exons.